AUGAUGUUCAUCGCUGGCGUCGCCCUCUCCGCCCUUCUUUGCGCUGAUGCUGUCCUGGCUGGCGUUGCCCAGGACCGAGGCCUUGCUGCUCGUCUUGCUCGCCGUGCUGGUCGCCGCUCGGCACCUUUCAGAAACGACACCAGCCACGCUACUGUUCAGUCCAACUGGGGUGGUGCCAUUCUCGGGGGCUCUGGCUUUACUGCAGCUUCGGCUACUGUGAACGUGCCCAGGGGCGGUGGUGGCUCCAAUGCUGCUGGAUCUGCUUGGGUUGGCAUUGACGGUGCCACAUGCGACACUGCCAUUCUGCAAACCGGUUUCGACUGGUACGGUGAUGGCACCUACGAUGCCUGGUACGAGUGGUACCCUGAGUUUGCUGCCGAUUUCUCGGGCAUCGACAUCAGCGAAGGCGACCAAAUCGCCAUGUCCGUUGUGGCCACAUCUCUGACCGGCGGCUCUGCCACGCUUGAGAACCUGUCAACUGGCCAGAGGGUGACUCAAAACUUCAACCGCGUCACCGCUGGCUCUCUGUGCGAAACAAGCGCUGAGUUUAUUAUUGAGGACUUUGAGGAGUGCAGCUCGAAUGGUAGCAACUGCCAGGCUGUGCCAUUUGCCUCAUUCAGCCCUGCCAUCACCUUCAGCGACGCGACGGCUACUCGCAGCGGCCGAACUGUCUCUCUGAGCGGCGCUGAAAUCAGCGAGGUUAUUGUCAACAACCAGCAGUUGACCAGAUGCUCCGUCUCUGGUAGCAGCACGCUGACCUGCUCUUACGCUUAG
Trichoderma citrinoviride is the source of this 774-nucleotide messenger RNA. RefSeq lists its product as hypothetical. The record is from RefSeq and is a predicted model, not a curated record. The transcript is spliced from 2 exons. Lineage: Eukaryota; Fungi; Ascomycota; Sordariomycetes; Hypocreales; Hypocreaceae. Gene Ontology annotation, molecular function: glutamic-type endopeptidase activity. Bases 1 to 774 code for a protein of 257 amino acids. Gene Ontology annotation, biological process: proteolysis.